GUCGACGACGCCAGGAUUAAGGUGCCCGAGAAGGCCCAACAUGGCAGCGCAAGCGGAGAUCAAAGCGGAAGAGUUCUUGCGCGCAGGCGAGAAGGCCUUGAACAAGUUCUCCAUCUUCAGCUCGUCUUCCAAGUACGAAGAUGCGUCGGAUUACUUUGAAAAGGCCGCGAACCAGUACAAGAUUGCCAAGAAAUGGCAGGAAUCGGGUGAAGCGUUUGCUAAAUGUGCCGAUUGCCAGAUGCGCCUGAAAGAGAACUCCCGUGCGGCGCAGUUCUACCAGCAAGCGGCCGAAGCCAUCUCGAAAGCUAACCCCAUCGACGCUGUGACGUACUACCGCACGGCGAUUUCGAUGCAAUGCGAUGCCGGUCGUUUUUCCAACGCUGCAAAGUUGCAAAAGCAAAUCGCAGAAAUCUACGAGCAAGCGGGGCAAAUGCAGGAAGCACUUGAAAACUACAGCCAGGCGGCCGACUACUUUAUCGGGGAGAAUCAACCAUCGUCCGCGCAGCCCAUGCUGCUCAAGGUCGCGCAGUUUUCGGCCGAGUUGGAACGCUACCCAUCCGCGAUCGAGAUCUACGAAAAGGUGGCCAAGACGUCGAUGGAGAGCAACCUACUGAAGUACAACGCCAAGUCGCAUCUGCUGAACGCCGGUAUCUGCGCCAUGGCGUCCAAGGACAUUGUGCUCGUCAAGCAAAAGAUCGACGAAUUCAACGAGAUCGACUACACGUUUCCCGACUCGCGCGAAGGCAAAUUUCUCUCGGCCAUGGCGAACGCGUACGAAUCGUUCAGCCCAGACGCGUUUGCCGACGCGGUCUACGAGUUUGACACGAUCACGAAGCUCGACCCGUGGAAGGUAUCGCUUCUGCUCAAGGUCAAGCAGUCGAUUGAGAGCGACAACCACGAUGAUUUGACUUAAUCGCUAAUCGCCAUCGUCAUCUCCAA
Aphanomyces invadans is the source of this 939-nucleotide messenger RNA. RefSeq lists its product as hypothetical. The record is from RefSeq and is a predicted model, not a curated record. Gene Ontology annotation, cellular component: vacuolar membrane; SNARE complex. NCBI's taxonomy places the organism in Eukaryota, Oomycota, Saprolegniomycetes, Saprolegniales, Verrucalvaceae. The transcript is spliced from 4 exons. The coding region runs from base 41 to 913 and encodes 290 amino acids. Gene Ontology annotation, biological process: SNARE complex disassembly; intracellular protein transport. Gene Ontology annotation, molecular function: syntaxin binding; soluble NSF attachment protein activity.